GGAGAAGAUGGAAGGGGAGCAGCGGGCGGCGGGGCCGGGCUUCUUCGCGGACGGCGGCCACCUGGUGCUGUGGACGCUGUGCUCGGUGCUGCUGCCCGUGGUGCUCACGCUGUGGUGCAGCCUGCAGCGCUCGCGCCGCCAGCUGCAGCGCGGGGACAUCUUCCGCCGGAGCCAGCACGGCUGGCGCGACACGGACCUCUUCGGGCAGCCCAGCUACUGCUGCGUGUGCGCGCAGCACAUCCUGCGGGGCGCCUUCUGCGACUGCUGCGGCCUGCGCGUGGACGAGGGCUGCCUCAAGCAGGCCGAACAGCGCUUCCCCUGCAAGGAGAUCAUGCUCAAGCACGAUCGAGCAGCGGCCGCAGCAGCAGCAGCAGCAGCGGCCCCGGAGCCCAUGGCCCACCACUGGAUCCGGGGCAACGUGCCCCUGUGCAGCUCCUGCCUGGUGUGCAAGCAGCAGUGCGGCAGUCAGCCCAAGCUCUGCGAUUACAGGUGCAUUUGGUGUCAGAAAACAGUUCAUGAUGAGUGCAUGAAAAAUAGCUUGAAAAAUGAGGAGUGUGAUUUUGGAGAAUUUAAAAACCUCAUCAUCCCACCAAGUUAUUUAACAGCUAUUAAUCAGAUGGGUAAAGACAAAAAAACAGAUUAUGCACUGCUAUCAUCUAAACUUGGAAAAGAAUGGACACCAUUAAUAAUCCUGGCCAACUCUCGUAGUGGAACCAAUAUGGGAGAAGGACUGUUGGGAGAAUUUAAGAUCCUCCUGAAUCCAGUUCAGGUUUUUGAUGUAACUAAGACUCCCCCUUCAAAAGCCCUGCAACUUUGUACUCUCCUUCCCUAUUACUCCACUCGAGUCCUUGUGUGCGGAGGGGAUGGUACAGUGGGCUGGGUCCUGGAUGCAGUUGAUGAAAUGAAGAUUAAGGGACAAGAAAAAUACAUUCCACAAGUUGCUGUCUUGCCUCUGGGGACAGGCAAUGAUCUGUCCAAUACUUUGGGUUGGGGUACAGGUUAUGCUGGAGAAAUCCCAGUCGCACAAGUCUUAAGAAAUGUAGUGGAAGCAGAUGGAAUUAAACUUGAUAGAUGGAAAGUUCAAAUAACAAAUAAAGGUUACUAUAAUUUAAGAAAACCCAAGGAAUUUACAAUGAACAACUAUUUUUCUAUUGGACCUGAUGCUCUCAUGGCUCUCAAUUUUCAUGCUCAUCGUGAGAAGGCACCGACUCUGUUUUCUAGCAGAAUUCUUAAUAAGGCUGUUUACUUAUUCUAUGGAACCAAAGAUUGUUUAGUACAAGCAUGUAAAGAUUUGAAUAAAAAAAUUGAGCUAGAGCUGGAUGGUGAGCGCGUGGACCUGCCCAGUCUGGAAGGCAUUAUAGUUCUGAACAUCGGCUACUGGGGCGGAGGCUGCAGGCUGUGGGAAGGAAUGGGAGAUGAGACUUACCCUCUCGCCAGGCAUGAUGAUGGUUUACUAGAAGUGGUUGGAGUCUAUGGGUCUUUCCACUGUGCUCAGAUUCAAGUGAAACUGGCCAAUCCUUUCCGAAUAGGACAAGCACACACAGUUCGGCUGAUACUGAAGUGCUCAAUGAUGCCCAUGCAGGUGGAUGGCGAGCCAUGGGCCCAGGGUCCCUGCACUGUCACCAUAACACACAAGACACAUGCACUGAUGUUGUAUUUCUCUGGAGAACAGACAGAUGAUGAUGACAUCUCUAGUACUUCAGAUCAAGAAGACUUAAAGGAAACUGAGUAAAUGGACAAGGAGUUAUAAACAUUGAUAGAGAGUCCCCUUGGACAAGUCAUAAUGCCUCCUUCACCCCACAUUAGUAGCAGUUCUCUAUCAGCUAUGUAGACUUAAAUUCACCCCUAGUGUAAAGGGUAUAGAUGUUAAUGUAAGUAGCAUUUAAAAACAGCCAAACUUCCA
This is a messenger RNA of Suncus etruscus (white-toothed pygmy shrew), 1903 nucleotides long. It is a transcript of the gene DGKE, whose product is annotated as diacylglycerol kinase epsilon. Gene Ontology annotation, molecular function: ATP-dependent diacylglycerol kinase activity. Bases 8 to 1732 code for a protein of 574 amino acids. The transcript is spliced from 11 exons. The record is from RefSeq and is a predicted model, not a curated record. Lineage: Eukaryota; Metazoa; Chordata; Mammalia; Eulipotyphla; Soricidae.